UUUUUUUUCUUGUGGUUGGACUUGAACCAAAAGCACAGUUUACAAAAUUCUUGUGAUUCCAAGUCUUCUAUCUUGCACUUCCAUCAAAAUUCUUAUGUUUUAAUACCAUGCAUACCAGUGAGGCCUGUAAUAUGUAUGCGUUCAUAUGAUAUCCAAUUUAGCAGUGGCUAUAGAGUCACACUAUUGAUUUCUAAUCACACAAUAUGAAUAUCUAAAAAUUAUUUUUUACAAAAAGUUAGAACAAUAAAGGCAGGGCCCUCGCAUUUGCCAGACGGCACUGUGCUAGUUGAGUGAAAGGUAAGCUUGCAGAUUUCUACUGGAAACAAGUGAUCUUGAACUAAUUCAUUUCCUCACUUUCGGGGAAGAAGACAUCGUCGCACGGUCAGGAGAGAGUUCCAAAGAAUCUAGAGAGAGUUCCAAGUACGUGGGACGCAAACUUAUAAGACAAUUCAAUACACGUAGAAACGACUGAUCACGCCUAGAAUAGUUGAAGUCAACAUGUGCAGGGCUUCAACUAGCUUGCCACGCCACGUAGACAAAUCAACGCGGCCAACGGUGGAACCAUUCGUAGAGGGUUCACCUGUACAUACACACACCAACGUUGCGUUGCCACACGAAUGGAACAGCUUAGGACAUUCCUAAUCGACCACACAAUGGCGUCUCCUCCUCCAUCAUCCACCGUGAUCCAGAUGCCUCCAAGUCCACAAACCAACGGCCAGCCGACGGCCGGGACAGUCCCGGCCAUGCCUAAUGAUGCCGGUGACGUGACCAUAGCACCUGCAGCAGCUGCCGGACCAGCAUCAAAGGCAACGGACAAGGUCAUGUCGAGCGCCGCGAACCUUGCGCAGCUCCUGCCGACGGGAACAUUGCUAGCGCACCAGGCUCUAUCCCCUUCCUUCACCAACCACGGCAAGUGCGAUGCCUCCAACCAGUGGCUCACCACCGUGAUGGUCAUCAUCCUCACCACCCUGUGCAUCCUCUUCUCCUUCACCGACAGCGUCCUUGGCCGCGACCAGAAGCUCUACUACGGCGUCGCCACACCACGCGGCUUCAACGUGUUCAACUUCUCCGAUGAAGAGGAGAAGCUGAAGUGGACUCCACCUGAGUUCCGGAGGCUCCGCAUCCGGCCGCUCGAGUUUUUGCAUGCCAUCUUCACAGCGCUGGUCUUUCUCACCGUGGCGUUCAGCGAGGUAGGUCUACAAAGCUGCUUCUUCCCCAAUGCCGGUAAGAACACCACGGAGCUGCUGAAGAACCUACCUUUGGGCAUCGCAUUUCUGUCGAGUUUUGUGUUCAUGGUCUUCCCCACAAAGAGGAAGGGCAUCGGCCACACCGACACCACUCCUCGCGAGAAGCUCACUUGA
Messenger RNA from Aegilops tauschii subsp. strangulata, 1361 nucleotides. Its product is annotated as protein DMP3-like. The record is from RefSeq and is a predicted model, not a curated record. NCBI's taxonomy places the organism in Eukaryota, Viridiplantae, Streptophyta, Magnoliopsida, Poales, Poaceae. Gene Ontology annotation, biological process: endomembrane system organization.